AUGGACGUAAAGACAAUGGCCACUGUGGAAAUGCCCAUAUUUGGCAAUACUCUCAAAUUAAUGAAAUUUUGGUCCUAUCUAUAUGUGCACAACUGGCGACGAUAUGUGGCUAUGACACCCUACACUCUAAUCAAUAUAACUCAAUAUGUGGAUAUCUAUUUGAGUACCGAACCACUGGACUUUGUUAUAAGAAAUGUCUACCUGGCUGUCCUUUUCACCAACACAGUUGUAAGAGGAGUCUUACUAUGCGUACAGCGAGGAAGUUAUGAGAGAUUUAUUGCAAUAAUCAAGGACUAUUAUAUCGAAUUGCUGCAAUCGACUGACCCCCAUAUUGACCAAUUGGUCAAAGAAGCUACUAGACUUUCCAUUACCAUUGGCCGCAUUAAUCUACUAAUGGGCACCUGCACCUGCAUUGGCUUUGUGACCUAUCCCCUAUUUGGUUCGGAGCGAGUUUUACCCUAUGGCAUGUAUUUAUUUGGCAUUGAGGAGUACAAGUAUGCCAGUCCCUAUUACGAGUUCUUCUUUGCGGUUCAGGCCAUAAUGGCACCCAUGGGCUGUUGCAUGUACAUACCAUAUACGAAUCUGGUGGUGACCUUUACCCUAUUCGCCAUCCUCAUGUGCCGUGUGCUCCAACACAAGUUGCGCACUCUGGAGAAGUUACGUGGGUCUUCACUGGAGGUGCGUCAGGAAAUAAUAGGUUGCAUUAGAUAUCAACUGAAGUUGGCCGGCCUUGUAGAGGGCAUGAAUUCGUUGAAUACACAUUUACAUUUGGUCGAGUUCCUGUGCUUUGGAGCGAUGCUUUGUGUUUUACUCUUUUCGUUGAUCAUUGCUCAAACAAUUGGUCAAACUGUCAUAGUGCUUGCCUAUAUGGUAAUGAUUUUUGCCAAUAGUGUGGUUCUCUACUAUGUGGCCAAUGAGCUUUACUUUCAGAGCUUUUACAUCUCCAUUGCUGCCUAUGAGAGCAAUUGGAUGGACUUUGAUGUGGAUACACAAAAGACUUUAAAAUUUCUUAUAAUGCGUUCACAAAAGCCUUUGGCGAUACUUGUUGGCGGUGUCUAUCCCAUGAAUCUAAGAAUGUUGCAGUCCCUGCUUAACGUCAUCUACUCCUUCUUCACACUGCUGCGUCGCAUUUAUGGCUAA
Molecule: messenger RNA, 1140 nt
Organism: Drosophila willistoni
Lineage: Eukaryota; Metazoa; Arthropoda; Insecta; Diptera; Drosophilidae
Gene: Or30a
Product: odorant receptor 30a
Exons: 7
Coding region: 1-1140 (379 amino acids)
Biological process (GO): detection of chemical stimulus involved in sensory perception of smell; sensory perception of smell
Cellular component (GO): plasma membrane
Molecular function (GO): odorant binding; olfactory receptor activity
Source: RefSeq, a predicted model, not a curated record